Messenger RNA from Polistes dominula (European paper wasp), 2403 nucleotides. It is a transcript of the gene mEFG1, whose product is annotated as mitochondrial translation elongation factor G 1. Gene Ontology annotation, biological process: mitochondrial translational elongation. Gene Ontology annotation, cellular component: mitochondrion. Lineage: Eukaryota; Metazoa; Arthropoda; Insecta; Hymenoptera; Vespidae. The record is from RefSeq and is a predicted model, not a curated record. Gene Ontology annotation, molecular function: GTP binding; translation elongation factor activity; GTPase activity.
AAGGUCGGUCCAUGAAUCCUUUCAUUCUAUGUUUGUUUUAUAAUAAUGCUUAAAUAUUAAUAAAUAAAAAACUUAGAGUGUAAUUGUGUAAAAAAAUAAUUAAUAAAUCAUGACGAUAAUAUCAAUUUUUAGUCGACCUUUUAAUUUAAAUCGAUUGUCACAAUUAAACACUUGUAUUUACAAGAAAAAUGUUAGAUUUUGGGCAUCUCAUGCAAAAUUUGCUGAGCAUAAACCUAUUGAAAAAAUUAGGAAUAUUGGAAUAUCUGCUCACAUUGAUUCUGGUAAAACAACAUUAACAGAACGUAUAUUGUAUUAUACUGGACGCAUAGAAGAAAUGCAUGAAGUAAGGGGUAGAGAUAAUGUCGGUGCUACAAUGGAUAGUAUGGAAUUAGAAAGACAAAGAGGCAUAACAAUUCAAUCUGCUGCGACAUAUACAUUAUGGAAGGAUCAUAAUAUCAAUAUAAUUGAUACACCUGGGCAUGUAGACUUUACCGUAGAAGUGGAAAGAGCUUUACGUGUUUUGGAUGGCGCAAUAUUGGUUUUAUGUGCCGUAGGUGGUGUUCAGUCACAAACUCUUACUGUUAAUCGUCAAAUGCAUAGGUAUAAUGUACCUUGCUUAGCAUUUAUAAAUAAAUUAGACAGAAUGGGUGCUAAUCCGGUAAGAGUAUUGGAACAAAUGAGAACUAAACUGAGACAUAACACAGCUUUUAUUCAAUUACCUAUUGGUUUAGAAAGCAAUUGUAAAGGAAUAAUAGAUUUAGUUUCUCAAAAGGCGUUAUAUUUCGAAGGCAAUUUUGGAGAAAUUGUGAGGGAAGAUGAUAUUCCAAAGGAUAUGAAAGUUGAGGCAGAUGAUAGAAGAGCAGAAUUAAUAGAACAUUUGAGCAAUGUUGAUGAUAAUCUUGGUGAAUUAUUCUUAAAUGAAAUAAAACCAACAGAAAAAGAUUUAAAAGAUGCGAUAAGAAGAUCCUGUUUAAAAAGAAAAUUUACACCUAUUCUUGUUGGAACUGCUUUAAAAAAUAAGGGAGUCCAGCCAUUAUUAGACGCGGUUCUUGAUUAUUUACCUAAUCCAGGAGAAGUUGAAAAUUUGGCUUUUGAUGAGAGUUCUGGGGAUGAAAGUAAGAAAAUUGUAUUAAAUCCAACGCGCUCCAAUAAGUACCCCUUUGUUGGUUUAGCUUUUAAAUUAGAAAUUGGAAAAUUUGGUCAAUUAACAUAUUUUCGAUGUUAUCAAGGAAUGUUAAAGAAAACAGAUAUUAUUUAUAAUAGCAGAACAAAGAAAAAGGUGCGUGUAGCCAAAUUGGUUCGUCUUCAUUCGAACCAAAUGGAAGACGUCGAUACAAUUUAUGCCGGAGAUAUUUUUGCAUUAUUUGGCGUAGAUUGUGCAUCUGGUGAUUCCUUCACUAUCAAUCCAAAGUUACAAUUAUCUUUAGAAUCAAUUCAUGUAGCUGACCCUGUUGUGUCUAUGUCAAUUCAAGUAAAAAAUAACAAAGAUCGUGAUAAAUUUUCAAAAGGUAUAGCAAGAUUUACGAAGGAAGAUCCGACAUUCCACUUUUACUAUGAUGCGGAUAGUAAGGAAAAUAUAGUUUCUGGAAUGGGUGAACUUCAUUUAGAAAUCUAUUCUCAAAGAUUAGAACGUGAAUAUAAUUGUCAAGUUUUACUUGGAAAACCUAAAGUUGCGUUCCGUGAAACAUUAAAAACGCCAUUUAACUUUGAUUACCUUCAUAAGAAGCAAUCAGGUGGACAAGGCCAAUAUGGGCGCGUUAUUGGUAUUUUGGAGCCAUUGCCUCCUGAACAUAAUACUGAACUCAUAUUUUCGGAUGAAACCGUUGGAAUGAAUAUUUCCAAGCAGUAUAUACCUGGUGUUGAAAAAGGUUUUAGAAUAAUGUGUCAAAAAGGAUAUCUUAGUGGACAUAAAUUGGCUGGUUUGAAAUUUAGAUUGCUUGAUGGUAUGCAGCAUUGCGUCGAUUCUUCUGAUUAUGCUUUCAAUCUAGCAGCUCAAGGAGCUAUGAGAGAUGCGUUUACACAAGGUUUAUGGUAUAUUUUAGAACCUAUCAUGUUAGUAGAAAUAGUAGCACCCGAAGAAUUCCAGGGUACAAUAAUAGGACAAGUUAAUAAAAAGCGAGGUAUUAUAAUAAAUACAGACGUUAAUGAAGGAUGGUUUACUAUUAAUGCAGAAAUACCACUCAACGAUAUGUUCGGUUACAUAAAAGAAUUACGAAGUUCUACUGAAGGCAAAGGUGAAUUUAGUAUGGAAUAUUCAAGAUACAGUCCAUGUUCAUCAGAUUUACAGCAACAAUUAAUUACUGAACAUCAACAAUCAUUAGAAUUAGAAAGGCAUCAAAAACAAAAUUAGAUGACAAAAAAUUACACACACAUUAGGAUAUAAUAAUAAUUGAACGUAACAUG